Messenger RNA from Puntigrus tetrazona (Sumatra barb), 1184 nucleotides. RefSeq lists its product as uncharacterized. The record is from RefSeq and is a predicted model, not a curated record. The transcript has 4 exons. NCBI's taxonomy places the organism in Eukaryota, Metazoa, Chordata, Actinopteri, Cypriniformes, Cyprinidae. Bases 15 to 719 code for a protein of 234 amino acids.
GAGAGGUUUACUGCAUGUUUAAAGCAACCAGGAACAUGGUUAGAGAUUUUGUGUUGUUCUUUGUGUGCUCGUGGGGACUGGUUGACGUGAAGACGGUGUCAGUGAUGGAGGGAGAUCCUGUCACUCUGAACACGGAUCUCACUGAAGUACAGAAAUAUCUGCUGAUACAGUGGAUGUUCGGAAGCACGAGAAUAGCCGAAGUCGACAGUCUCACGAACACCAACUCGACAUAUGACGGUCCAGAUGAGAGAUUCAGGGACAGACUGGAGCUGGAUCAUCAGACUGGAUCUCUGACCAUCACAAACACCAGAACCAGCGACUCUGGACUUUACAAAGUAACGGUUAUCAGCAAAGAGACCAGCUACUUGCGCUUCAGUCUAACUGUCCACGAGAGUACUUCAUCACCAGAGAGAUCAUCAAGCUCCAGUUUUUUGUCAUCCCGCUGUGUGGAAAAUAACCAAACUGAGGACACCAACAGUACUGAAGACCACCAGCCAUAUUACAUCCACUGCUGUGGUUUUACUGAAGCUGUGAUCCGAUUGGUCGUCUCUGCUCUGGUUGGUGUGACUGCUGUUGCUUUUGUUGUUUUUGACGUCAGAUCUUCAAGAAGUGAGCUGAACAGGACGAAAGAGACUAGAUUUCACCGUCAGAUCCACGGCAUGAAACCAGACCAUCAGGAUAGAAUGAGCAAAAGCAUUAGUUCUAGAUAUGUUUGCUGACGUUUGUGGGUAGAAAUAAGACAUGCAUUAAUAUUCCCUGCACUUGAAAUGCUUUCUAUUAACAGAGUUUUCUUGUUUUUUUUAAAUUCUUUUUUAAUAUAUAUGCAGAAUUUAAUUUAGAUUGAUAUAUUAGUUUCUGCAUUACAUAGCCUUAUAGAUAAUUGCCCUAAAAAACACAAAUGGUUCAGUAGAAAGAUCUCAGCUCUUGUUUCUGUUGAUACUCCUAGAAGACAUUUGCAACUUUGCAUAAAGAUUUCAUUUUAAAACAGAGUGCAUUUAAAUAGAAUUCAAAUAGCAGUUGGAUGUCAUUAUAAUUCAUGUGAUACUUAAACAACAGAAAAACCGAAAUUGAUGUUUUUAUGUAUAGAUUUAUUUUGGUAACAGACUGAAGAGAACUGACUGGAAUUCUUCUGCACACUGGAAAUACAAUAAUGUGAAGGCUAAUGAAUAAAGUGAAUUAACACA